Lasiosphaeria miniovina is the source of this 823-nucleotide messenger RNA. RefSeq lists its product as uncharacterized. The record is from RefSeq and is a predicted model, not a curated record. Gene Ontology annotation, molecular function: protein binding. NCBI's taxonomy places the organism in Eukaryota, Fungi, Ascomycota, Sordariomycetes, Sordariales, Lasiosphaeriaceae. The transcript has 2 exons. Bases 240 to 677 code for a protein of 145 amino acids.
AUCGAUGCCUCGAUCAGGCUCCGCCGCGCAAUCCACGCCAAUGACGCGCUGCUGGUCAAACGUGUCCUCAAGUCGCGACCCGACCUCCUCCACAACCCGACCACUCCGUGACAGGCAACGCGAACUCGAGCCUACACCUAGCAGCCUCGCUCGGCCACCUCUCAAUCUGCAAGCUCCUCGUCGAACUAGGGCAUGACGAUAGCACCCCUGCCCUCAACGACGACCACCAGACGGCCUUGAUGCUCGCCGCCGCCGCGGGGCACACCGAAGUCCCCCACUUCCUCUGCGAGCACAGCCCCCCGACCAUUCUGCGUCAAGACGUCCGUGGCCGCGAUGCGAUCAUGGAGGCGAGCUUGAAUGGGCACGAUACCGUGGUGCAGAUCCUCUUGACUUGGGCACCGGGUGGAGCAGAAGACGCCCUGGCGCAGGCGGAUUUGGAUAGGAAUACCGCGCUGCAUUUUGCGAGCAGUAAUGGGAAUUUGCUGGUGCUGAGGACGCUGCUGGCUUCGUCCUGCAACGAUCUUUUCCACAAUUCUUUCCCAGUUGCAAUAACCAGGCCAAUAUGGGGUGCCAAACAAAAAGACAUGGCGAGUGUUCUGCAGGAGAUUUCCCCAUCGUGUGUCGUCUCUGGCCAAGAGAAUUGCCUGAUAGUAAUUAGCUAUGGGCAACGAAAAUGAUCGGUCGCGCCUUUGCUGCAUCGUCAGAUCGCUGGCUAUUCAGGUUGUAAAGCAGGGCCUCGGCCGCGUCUUUGAUGCCAAUGCUGCAUGUUUUGAAGACGGCAUCGGCGUUGUAUGCGUAGGAUGAUAUCGUGACAUCUUGGCCU